Molecule: messenger RNA, 855 nt
Organism: Ilyonectria robusta
Lineage: Eukaryota; Fungi; Ascomycota; Sordariomycetes; Hypocreales; Nectriaceae
Product: ATPase, F0 complex, subunit E
Exons: 3
Coding region: 273-551 (92 amino acids)
Biological process (GO): proton motive force-driven ATP synthesis
Molecular function (GO): proton transmembrane transporter activity
Source: RefSeq, a predicted model, not a curated record
GGGGAAUGGGCCCGGCACGUGAUUCCGCCGGCCGGUUCACUGGCUGCCAGCUCGCCCGAGCUCCCAGCCGCCGGCCGUGGUUUCGCUGCGAACCUGGAAAAACUGCGACUUUUCCCGAGUACUUUUCCAAUCCUUCACCUCACGCCGACGCAGUAAUUCCCUCGAGCCACCCCGACAGGGUCCAUUGACAAGCCAUUGUCGACCCCCGACUAUCGUAUCAACCCUCCUUUCGCUUUCCGACACCGUCGCCCCAUUUUGCGACUCCCUUCCUAAUGGCCUCGACCGGAGUGAACGUUUUGCGGUGGUCUGCCCUCGGACUGGGCGUCUUUUACGGCUUCACCCACCAGCGAUCCAUCACCAGCGCCCAAAAAGCCGAGCAUGCCAAGCACGAGUAUGAGCAGAAGGAGAAGUUGAUUCAGAGGGCCAAGGCCGAGUUUGCGGCCAAGUCCAACCCCGCCGCCGCAUCAGCAGACGAUGUCAUUACCGACCCUUCGAAUCCCAAGUUCGAUCUCGAGAAGCUGCUGUUGAAGGUUGCCAAGGAGAACCCGUAAAGUUGUGUCUGGACUGUGAAGGGAGGAUACCGACAAGGAGGAGGAGGACGCCGAGAGGACACUGCAACGGUCAGCAUAUCGACCAACCGUGGAGAGCCAAGUCCUGCCGAGGCCUAAUCCGAGUUUCGACCAAGACUCGGUGUAUGAUUUGAGGAUACACGUGGCGGCACUUGCAUAGAGGUUUCCUAGGUCCCUGUUCUACAAUGAGUGAGCAGGUGUACAAUACACAAAAUUAGAUGACAAGUCGCCAAUGGGACCGCGUGUCAUGGUUUCCAUGGAUUCCUGAUUUAACGCUCUAGCUGAU